This is a messenger RNA of Acipenser ruthenus (sterlet), 1309 nucleotides long. RefSeq names its product polymerase (RNA) III (DNA directed) polypeptide F (gene polr3f). Gene Ontology annotation, cellular component: RNA polymerase III complex. The transcript is spliced from 9 exons. Gene Ontology annotation, biological process: transcription by RNA polymerase III. The record is from RefSeq and is a predicted model, not a curated record. NCBI's taxonomy places the organism in Eukaryota, Metazoa, Chordata, Actinopteri, Acipenseriformes, Acipenseridae. The coding region runs from base 84 to 1028 and encodes 314 amino acids.
AGUGGAAGUGGUUCAUGUUUUGAUGUUAACGGUUACAGGACAAGGGUACAGUGUUCAUUUGAGAGAAUUGUGGUGCUUUAACCAUGGCAGAUGUGAAGGUGAAGCAAGAAUCUGCAGAUCCUGUGGAUAUUGAAAACAGGAUAAGAGAUCUGUGUCAACAGUUCCCACAUGGAAUAACAGACCAGGUGAUCCAGAAUGACAUGCCUCACGUGGCGCCACAACAGAGGGCCAUGGUCAUAAACAGACUGCUGUCAAUGGGCAAGCUGGACCUUCUGAGAAGUGCCUCAUGUCUCAUGUACAGGAUGAAAGAUGCUCAGACUGCAAACAAAAUGAAGGGAUCUGACAACCAAGAGAAGUUAGUUUAUCAGAUCAUAGAGGAUGCAGGAAAUAAAGGUAUCUGGAGCCGAGAUAUUCGAUUUAAGAGUAAUCUACCACUAACAGAGAUCAACAAAAUUCUAAAGAAUUUGGAAAGCAAAAAACUCAUCAAGGCUGUAAAAUCUGUUGCGGCUUCUAAGAAGAAGGUGUACAUGUUGUAUAAUAUACAGCCAGACCGCUCUGUAACAGGCGGGGCAUGGUACAGUGACCAAGACUUUGAGUCAGAGUUUGUGGAAGUGUUGAACCAACAGUGCUUUAAAUUCUUACAGAGCAAGGCGGAAGCUGCCCGGGAAAGUAAACAGAGCCCGAUGGUACAGAGGAACAGUUCGUUUGCUUCCUCCAAUGAAGUGUGGAAAUUCAUCUGUGAACUGGGCAUCAGCAAGGUUGAGCUCUCAAUGGAAGACAUUGAAACCAUUUUAAACACACUGAUAUAUGACGGGAAGGUGGAGAUGACCAUCAUCGCGGCGAAGGAGGGGACAGUCGGAAGUGUCGAUGGGCAGCUGAAACUAUACAGAGGGGUCAACCCUAUUAUCCAGCCCACAGGCCUGGUUAAAACUCCCUGUGGCGUGUGUCCAGUUUUUGAUGACUGCCAUGAAGGUGGAGAGAUUUCUCCAUCAAACUGCAUUUAUAUGACAGAGUGGCUCGAAUUUUGAUUAAUUUUUAUUUCGAUUAAUUUUAUGGACUCUUUAAAAGACAUUGACCAAGCAGAAGAAAAAAAAUUACACAGUACGUUCUGAACUGAGAAGGAAAACAUAAAGUGAAUUGGCCAGCUGAAUGAUAAUUUAUUUUAUUUUAACAAAACAAGUCUGUAUUUUGUGAACAAACAUUAUUUGUGUAUAUAUAAUCUAAGAAAAUGUUGUCUAUGUCUUCAACAACAAAAUCACUUGUAUCUGUGAGGAUAUAUAAUUCUGUAAAUAAAAUGAAAAGUAUUCCA